Carya illinoinensis is the source of this 1036-nucleotide messenger RNA. RefSeq names its product transcription factor MYB4-like. The record is from RefSeq and is a predicted model, not a curated record. The transcript is spliced from 3 exons. NCBI's taxonomy places the organism in Eukaryota, Viridiplantae, Streptophyta, Magnoliopsida, Fagales, Juglandaceae. The coding region runs from base 201 to 890 and encodes 229 amino acids.
GGAAGGGUAUCAUUGUCCUGAAAGAAAACCAUGCAUCAAGCUAGCAUGUUAGAGAAAUAAAAAGGCUAUUUGAUAACCUUUGGAUCGGAAGACCGCCAUAAGCUCAGGAAACUCACUCGAGAGAGAGAGAGAGAGAGAUCUAGAGAGAGAAGAAUAGAGAUCAUAUAGGGUUUUCAGCUAAAGAAAAAGAUCAGAAAAGGAUGGCAAAGGCUCCUUGUUGUGAAAAUACGGGGCUAAAGAAGGGACCAUGGACUCCUGAAGAAGAUCGGAUUCUGAUUUCUUACGUCCAACUAUACGGACAUGAAAAUUGGCGGGCGCUUCCAAAACAAGCAGGUUUACGAAGGUGUGGAAAGAGUUGCAGGCUUCGGUGGAAGAAUUACUUGCGGCCAGACAUAAAACGAGGAAACUUCAGCAAGCAAGAAGAAGAGACCAUCAUCAAGCUUCACCAACUUCUUGGAAACAGGUGGUCCACCAUUGCAGCAAGACUACCCGGACGAACGGACAAUGAGAUAAAGAAUUUCUGGAACAGCCAGUUGAAGAAGAGAGUACUUAAGCAAAACCCAGCCACACCAGCCAACAUUAAACAGAAUGUUGGAACGCCUGUUUGUACACUAAAUACGAGCACUUCUAAUCAUGUUUAUGCUACUUUACCCCCCCAACAGUCUCAGAAGGUUUUGGGUUUACAAACCGAUUCGACAAAUGAUCGGAGUAUCUUGGGAAGAAAUGUUUCUGCAACAAGGGAUCAUUAUCCACUUACAAGCCGAGGACAUCCAUCUCUAUUGUCUCAUGAUCCCACGACGGAGACCACGAUCAAUAGCAGUUCUUUUAUGAGUGAUGAAAUGGAGUUUUGGUACAAACUCUUAGCUAAGUCGGGUACUGCUGAUCAUUAAACCUUCGUAAACUUAGGACAUGAUCAUGUUCAUGGGUCGGUUUUGAGUAAUUUAUAUUUCGAUUGCAUUAAUGUUCGUUUUUAAUUGUAUUGCGUUUGGUUGGCUGGAUUUUAUAUCCUUUAAUUGGAUCGGAUCAUAUAUUAAAA